This is a messenger RNA of Halteromyces radiatus, 1029 nucleotides long. Its product is annotated as serine/threonine-protein kinase pef1. Gene Ontology annotation, biological process: protein phosphorylation. Gene Ontology annotation, molecular function: ATP binding; cyclin-dependent protein serine/threonine kinase activity. Gene Ontology annotation, cellular component: cytoplasm; nucleus. The transcript has a single exon. NCBI's taxonomy places the organism in Eukaryota, Fungi, Mucoromycota, Mucoromycetes, Mucorales, Cunninghamellaceae. The record is from RefSeq and is a predicted model, not a curated record. Bases 107 to 1021 code for a protein of 304 amino acids.
AAUUUAUCCGUUUUUUUUUAAUUUUUAUUUUCUUUCUUUUGCAACAAUAAAUACAAUCAUCAAGUUACUUUAUAAACGUAACAACAUUAACAAGAAGAAGUAAACAAUGUCAACAUCUAAUGGUGGCACGGAUCGAUAUCAACGACUUGAAAAGUUAGGAGAAGGAACAUACGCGACAGUGUACAAGGGCAAAAGUCGACUUGGAGGAGAAAUCGUGGCAUUAAAAGAAAUACAUUUGGAUCCAGAAGAAGGGGCACCGUCUACGGCGAUCAGGGAAAUCUCCUUGAUGAAAGAACUGAAGCAUCCGAACAUUGUACGACUGAUGGAUGUGAUUCAUACAGAGAACAAGCUUAUUCUUGUAUUUGAAUAUAUGGACCAAGACCUGAAGAAGUUUAUGGAUACAACAGCAAGAGCGACACAUGGGGCGUUGGAUCUACAAUCUAUCAAGCAAUUCAUGUUCCAGUUGCUGCGGGGGAUUGCGUACUGUCAUGAAAACCGUGUACUACACCGUGACCUGAAACCACAAAACCUACUUAUCAACAAACGAGGUGAACUCAAGUUGGGUGAUUUUGGUCUUGCUCGUGCGUUUGGGAUUCCUGUCAAUACAUUCAGUAAUGAAGUCGUCACUCUUUGGUAUCGUGCUCCUGAUGUCCUCCUUGGUUCUCGUAUGUACUCUACUUCGAUCGAUAUUUGGUCGGCAGGUUGUAUCAUGGCUGAAAUGUAUACAGGUCGUCCUCUUUAUCCUGGCACCACAAACGAAGAUCAACUACAAAAGAUUUUCCGCAUGAUGGGUACCCCUACCGAACAAACCUGGCCAAAUGUCUCUCAAUUACCUGAAUACAAACCAAAUCAACAAUAUUAUCCUGCUCAAACUAUUUAUCAAAUCUUGCCCUCCAUCGAUCAUCUCGGUCUCGACCUUUUGAAUAGAAUGUUACAAUAUCAACCUCAAAUGCGGAUCUCAGCCAAGGAUGCUUUAAAUCAUUCUUAUUUUGAUCAAGUCAGACAUAUGCAAUUUGAAUAAUGGUCUAG